AUGGCGAAAUUGCGAAGUGAGGCUGAAUUUGAUAACUUUACCAAUCAAAGCGGGUAGGCUGUAUUGGUUAGUUUUAAAACCAUCUACUGCUAUUUAGGCUAAACCUUGUUCUUUUUGGUGCUAAUUGGUCGGAUGCUUCUUCCAAGUUGAACGACGUUUUAACCGAUCUUACGAAAGAUUUAGCUGGUCAGUUCAAGUUUUCUUAUUGUGAUGCUGAAGACGUUUCUGAAGCCGCGUUGAAAGUUAACAUUGAAGCUGUCCCGACAGUUGUAUUCUUCAAGGUUUGGACAAAUGUGUCUUAAACUUGUUUUUAGGAUGGUAAAAGCUUAAAUCGAAUUGAUGGUUUUCACCCAACAGAAAUAAGGAAUGCGAUAAUUACCCAAUCGUUUUCCACAGAAACGGGAGGUGCCGAAGCUCCAGUGAAGGUAUGGCUUAUAAGAUUAUGCAGCCACUCAUAAUUCCAGGACUUAAACGCCCGCUUGAGGGAGUUGAUCAACAAGGAACGAGUCACCCUUUUCAUGAAAGGACUUCCUGCACAGCCUCGAUGUGGUAUGUUUAUUUUUCCGGUAUCUUAUAAUUGAUAUUUAGGUUUCUCUAGGAAGAUCGUGGAACUUCUGAACGAAAACAAGAUAAAAUUCUAUGCCUUCGAUAUUUUGAGUGACGAGGAAGUGAGACAAGGAUUGAAGAAGUACAGUGACUGGCCAACUUAUCCACAGCUGUACUUGGAUGGUGAACUGUUGGGUGGUCUUGAUGUAGUGAAUGAGGAAUUCCAAAACCCCGAGUUUGUUUCAAAGUUACCCAAGAUUUCUUAA
Messenger RNA from Bursaphelenchus xylophilus (pine wood nematode), 812 nucleotides. Lineage: Eukaryota; Metazoa; Nematoda; Chromadorea; Rhabditida; Aphelenchoididae. The record is from the annotation of a GenBank genome assembly.